Penicillium manginii is the source of this 270-nucleotide messenger RNA. RefSeq lists its product as uncharacterized. The transcript has 2 exons. NCBI's taxonomy places the organism in Eukaryota, Fungi, Ascomycota, Eurotiomycetes, Eurotiales, Aspergillaceae. The record is from RefSeq and is a predicted model, not a curated record. The coding region runs from base 1 to 270 and encodes 89 amino acids.
AUGAAGAUGCAUUUCACUUCGUUGGCUGCCCUAGCAGUUAUGAUCACCUCGUCGCUUGCCAAAAGCACCACGUGUGAGAGUAACCAAAUUGUCGUUUGCAAAGGAAAUGGCAAUGGCGGUCUUUUGUCCCUGGGAAACAUCGCACCAGGACUUCUCGGUGACAAUUGUUCCGGAGGAGAUGUUUAUUGUUGUUCCGAGGAAGAUGUUGAACAGGUCGGUUUGAUCAACCUCGAUCUGAACGCGCAAUGCAGUCUCAACCGACUUCUUUAA